Episyrphus balteatus (marmalade hoverfly) is the source of this 2230-nucleotide messenger RNA. RefSeq names its product xaa-Pro aminopeptidase ApepP-like. The transcript is spliced from 12 exons. Gene Ontology annotation, molecular function: metalloaminopeptidase activity. Lineage: Eukaryota; Metazoa; Arthropoda; Insecta; Diptera; Syrphidae. Bases 85 to 2094 code for a protein of 669 amino acids. The record is from RefSeq and is a predicted model, not a curated record.
CACUGAAAUAGUCAAACUAUUAAAAGUGUUGCAUUUUUUCAACGUGGUUGGUAAACGCCGAUUGAGAUUUGUAAAAAAUGACUGAUGGGCUUUUAUUUUGUGGAGAAUAAUAUUUGGUGUGGUUCGCAAAAUAUUACCGAAAUACCAAGCAGGAGAAUUGAUAUUUUAUGUAAUCGUUGGACGACUUUUGUAACUCUAAAAUGGUCAUUAGGUGCAGUUUUGCAGACGAAAAAUAAAUGCACAAAUGAAGUAGGCGAUAUACUGGAACCAUUGCGAGUCCUAAUGAAGGAUUCGAGUAUACUGGAAGGAACCACUAGCUCCACAGCCGCCAUUCAAGCGUAUAUUGUUCUGAUGAACGAUGCCCACCAGAGUGAAUACAUUGCCGACCAUGACAAACGUUUGCAAUACAUUAGCAAAUUCACUGGUUCGGCCGGGGAAGCUGUUGUUACUGCAACUGAGGCUAUUCUCUGGACCGACUCAAGAUAUCAUCUCCAAGCUGAACAGCAACUGGAUCCUAACUGCUGGACGCUAAUGAAGACAGGACAAAGUAAUGUGCUCAACAUGACAGAGUGGAUGCUUAACAACUUGCCGUCAAAUUCAACAGUCGGUGUGGAUCCUUUUCUUAUGAAGGCGUCAGCUUUUCGUCAAAUUGCCAAGGAACUUAAUGCAAAGGGACACGAAUUAAUUAGCAUCUCAAGGAAUCUUAUUGACGAGAUUUGGAUGAGCAGACCACCACCAACUCGGAAUAAUAUUAUUCCAUUGGAUAUAGAAUUUACAGGUAAAGUGGCGGGCUUAAAAGUAUCUGAGAUGAUGGACCAAAUCAAAAAAGAGGAUGAUGCCGAAUCCAUUGUUGUAACAACUUUAGACGAUAUCGCAUGGCUUCUAAAUUUGAGAGGAUCAGACAUCAAAUACAAUCCCGUAUUUUUUAGCUACCUCAUUCUAUCGCCAAGGAGUUAUGUGUUGUUUAUAGAAAAGGAUAAACUCUCGAAUGAAACUGUGAAGCAAUUGAUAAAAGAGGAUUUGAAUAUCACUGUUAAGGAUUAUGGAAGGAUUCUCGAAGGAGUCAUGGAACUUGUCAACACAACAACAGGAAAAAUAAUAACUCCAGAAAGUGUUAGUCAAGCUAUUUCUGAAAUUAUACCAGAAAAUCGUUUGAUUUGCAAAAAUGUUGUAGCUGAGACGAAAUCAGUUAAAAAUUCGGUGGAAGCUGUAAAUUUAGAGAAAGCACACAUUCGAGAUGGAUUGGCAUUGAUUCAAUAUUUGCACUGGCUUAAUAUAACAAUUGAUAUUGAUAAUGUUACUGAAAUAUCAGGUGCCAAGAAGUUGGAACAGUUUAGAGAGCAACAGGAACACUUCCGUGGUUUAAGUUUCGAAACUAUUAGUGCUGUUGGGGAGCAUGCUGCCAUGGCCCACUAUACGCCAUCUGUAGAAACAGACAAACAAAUAACCAGAAAUGAAAUUUAUCUAGUGGAUUCGGGUGGUCAAUAUUGGGACGGAACAACCGAUGUUACCCGAACGGUUCACUUUGGUGUGCCAAAGGACGAAGAAAAAGCCAGCUACACUCGAGUUCUGAAAGGUUUCAUCGCAUUGGCAACUUCAGUAUUUCCACAAAGUACACCGUUAAGUUACUUGGACCAUGUCGCACGAAGACCACUUUGGCAAGCUGGCUUGGAUUAUGGUCAUGGAACUGGACACGGUGUUGGUGCAUACUUGUUUGUCCAUGAAUAUCCGCCAUUGAUUAGUUCUAAGGCGACCACCAAAGCUCUCGAGAAUAUGUUCACGUCCAAUGAACCAGCAUACUACAAGGAUGGACAAUAUGGCAUCCGGAUCGAGGAUGUCAUUCAGGUGAUUAAAUCGGAUAUCGAAAAUGCGUUCAGUGGAAUGGGUGGCCUCACAUUCAAAUCAAUUACGUACGCUCCACUCCAGUCAAAGCUUAUCGAUACAAAUCUCCUCACUAAAGAAGAGGCAAACUAUGUUAAUGCUCACAACAAGAGGGUGAUGAACACAAUCGGACCGAUACUGCUUAAGCACAGAUUUAUGGACACCUAUCAGUGGUUGAUGUCGGAAACAAGACAGAUUUGCUCAUGGGCAUAGUCUUUCGUUAUUUUUUUCUUUUUUUUUAUUUCAAUUUUUGUGUUUGUGGUUUUUUGUUUCGAGUAAUGAUUGAUGUGGGUUUUGUGAUUUAUUUUGUAGAGAUUUAAGAGAAUUAUAGAACUUACUCUGAGAUGGA